CCAUUCGAUUGAAAUUUAAGGUAUAUCAUAUAUCGUAAACUAUGAAGCCAUGCUCCGGCGACGCUCGCCUAUGUGGUGUUGAUGCUCCAACGAAUCCUUUCUCGCUAUUGUAAUGCUAGAUAUAUUUUAUCUUAAUUACUUUUCCGAGCUCUGGUUCAGUCCUCUGCAGUCAGUUAAGUCAGUAGUGUGAAAACGUUCGCAAGCGCAAGUAGACUCGCACUGCCCGAUAAAAACAGUACGUGGAUCCACGUUAUUGCUACGUGAAUUCGACGUGGAUUCGACGAAAUUACGUGAUUCGACGUGACGUUCCUGUUUUACUGGGGUGUGUAAGAAUACGAAAUGGACCGAGAAGAAGAGGAACGAGAUGAAAUGGAACGGAGAUAUCACAUAAUCGAACAAUGCAUAGAUAUUGUGUACCCCGCAGUAGGAUGGAUAUGGGUCGACAACGUGCCGGUGCGCGAGGUCCGCCUUUAUAAUAUGGUGAGGGUUCGGAUCCCUCACAGACAGCGUUUUAUAUAUUUUGAUGAAAUCCGAAUUCGGGGAUUCAUCAAUAUUCAUCGUCAGCGUUUGGUACGCUGGUUUAGAAGAGUGGAUUCAGAAUACAACGAGGAAAUCUGGGACGUUUUAGGAGAUGAAGAUAUCUUCCAAUUACGAAGAUUAUUCGAUAUGCAAAAUGAGUUUGACGUUGAAGAGGAAGAGGUGUGGUAAUUUUUAAAAAAU
Temnothorax curvispinosus is the source of this 720-nucleotide messenger RNA. RefSeq lists its product as uncharacterized. Lineage: Eukaryota; Metazoa; Arthropoda; Insecta; Hymenoptera; Formicidae. The record is from RefSeq and is a predicted model, not a curated record. The coding region runs from base 340 to 708 and encodes 122 amino acids. The transcript is spliced from 3 exons.